Arvicanthis niloticus (Nile rat) is the source of this 1122-nucleotide messenger RNA. It is a transcript of the gene Bnip1, whose product is annotated as BCL2 interacting protein 1. Gene Ontology annotation, cellular component: SNARE complex; endoplasmic reticulum. Gene Ontology annotation, biological process: retrograde vesicle-mediated transport, Golgi to endoplasmic reticulum. Lineage: Eukaryota; Metazoa; Chordata; Mammalia; Rodentia; Muridae. The record is from RefSeq and is a predicted model, not a curated record. Gene Ontology annotation, molecular function: SNAP receptor activity.
AGCUUGGCUGCCGCUGCUCGCCGUAGCCGCGUUUCCAACAUGGCGGCUCCCCAGGAUGUCCACGUCCGGAUCUGUAACCAGGAGAUUGUCAAAUUCGACCUGGAGGUGAAGGCGCUUAUCCAGGAUAUUCGAGAUUGUUCCGGGCCCUUAAGUGAGCUUACUGAACUUAAUACUAAGGUGAAAGAAAAGUUCCAACAAUUAAAACACAGGAUCCAGGAGCUGGAGCAGUCAGCAAGGGAGCAAGACAAAGAGUCAGAGAAACAGCUUCUACUUCAGGAAGUGGAGAACCACAAAAAGCAGAUGCUCAGCAACCAGACCUCAUGGCGGAAAGCCAAUCUUACGUGCAAGCUUGCCAUCGACAACCUGGAGAAGGCAGAACUUCUGCAAGGAGGAGACUCCUUACGGCAAAGGAAAACUACCAAAGAGAGCUUGGCCCAGACCUCCAGCACCAUCACCGAGAGUCUCAUGGGGAUCAGCAGGAUGAUGUCCCAGCAGGUGCAACAGAGUGAGGAGGCUAUGCAGACUCUAGUCAGCUCUUCACGGACUCUCCUGGAUGCAAACGAAGAGUUUAAGUCCAUGUCAGGAACCAUCCAGUUGGGCCGGAAGCUCAUCACAAAAUACAACCGCCGCGAACUGACGGACAAACUUCUCAUCUUCCUCGCCCUGGCCCUGUUCCUUGCCACGGUCCUCUAUAUUGUGAAAAAGCGCCUCUUUCCAUUUUUGUAAGCGAGAGCUGCCAGCUUUGACCUGUGCACUCCUGCGUCAGGACCCGAGGCUUUCAAGGACUGGCCGGGCUGCCGCACUGGGCUUCCCCUUUCCCUCAGGUGCUCAGUGAAUCCAACGGAGGGAAACACAGCAGCGCAGCUUCCUGCCAGAGGGCUUGGAAAGGUGUGUGGAACAUAGGAGACCGGAACCUCCAGGACAGAGGCACUCCACAUUCACCCAGCUUCCAAGGACUGCAGCUGCCUCACAGAGCACGUCAACUCUGAGACUUGGUGCACUUCCUCUUGCCUGUCCAGAGGCCUGAGUUCUGGGUCUGGUGGAGGGAAGAGAGGAGAGGCCUGUGGGAGGGGAGGUGACUACAGCUCAUGGCUAUUCCCUGAAUAAACCUCAUUUAUGUAA